This is a messenger RNA of Lepus europaeus (European hare), 738 nucleotides long. RefSeq lists its product as uncharacterized. Lineage: Eukaryota; Metazoa; Chordata; Mammalia; Lagomorpha; Leporidae. The record is from RefSeq and is a predicted model, not a curated record. The coding region runs from base 1 to 738 and encodes 245 amino acids. The transcript has 2 exons.
AUGGCCUCUGAACCGGGAGGAUCCGGCCUCUCACAUCCACCUACCUGGCAACCGCAGGAUGCAGACCUAGAAGCCAGGGGUGGCGAGACCCAGCCAGGGCUUGGAAGAGGAUGCCGCCCAGAAUGGAUCCCCGGGCCCUUCCUGCAGCAAUCUGACGCUGCCCUCCAGCCUACACCUCCCUCAGAGGAAGGGGCCAAGGGAGACCCCGCCCGAAAGGUCUUAAAAGCAGUGGGGGGGAGGGGCCGGAGGGGGAUCAGGGCAAGCCCUGUUAAUGCAGGAAAGGGGCGGGGGCUGGAGGGGGAGGACAGAGAAGCCUCAGGACGUCAACUCUGCAUCCGCAGGCUGCCCCGCACCGGCUCCAGCCUGCAGCCUCCGUACGCCCUUAGCCGGCUCGCUACCGAGGUCGCCUGUCCAUUCUCUCGCUCAUCUCCAUCAUCUAACCACCACCCACCACCCCUGCGCCAUUCACUAAUACUCUCGCUGGCCUGCCCCACCCCGCCUGCCCCGGCCGAUCCCACGUGCCGAGCCCUCCUCACCAGGGUCCUCCUGGAACCGCUCCGGCCCUGGGCUGGUCAGCGGCUCCCACCGUCCCCGCCCGGCGGGGCACAGAGCCGAGGGGAGGGGAGGGGCGCUGGGCCAACCCGCUCCGCUGCGCAGCCGCACCCCUCCGCGCAUGGGCGUGGUGUAGCCCAGCCCCGCCUCCCCGCGCCUGACGUCUUGCCUGUGUCACCCACCUAG